AUGGUCCACCUCGCAACCGUCAGCACGCCCCCCGAUUCGGGCUUUGCCUCCGAGGACUCAACCUCCACCGAGCUCAAAGAGGUCCAGCAGAAGCUCAGCAAGGUUCAGCUCCAGCUUGCCGAUGAGGAAGACUGCUUCACCACCAGCGUCUACGGCUCCCGCUUCGCCAAUCAGGACCUGCCCAAGAGCGAGAUGCCCGAGAAUGAGAUGCCCAAGGAGGUCGCCUACCGCAUGAUCAAGGACGAGCUCAGCCUCGACGGUAACCCCAUGCUCAACCUCGCCUCCUUUGUGACAACUUACAUGGAGGAAGAAGCCGAGAAGCUCAUGACCGAGAGCUUCAGCAAGAACUUCAUCGACUACGAGGAAUACCCUCAGUCCGCCGAUAUCCAGAACCGCUGCGUCUCCAUGAUCGGCAAGCUCUUCCACGCCCCCGGCAGCGCCGACGAGGGCAUUGGCGCUAUCGGUACUUCCUGCGUCGGCUCCUCCGAGGCCAUCAUGCUCGCCGUUCUCGCCAUGAAAAAGCGUUGGAAGAACAAGCGUCAGGCCGAGGGCAAGCCCGUCGACCGCCCCAACAUCAUCAUGUCCAGCGCCGUUCAGGUGUGCUGGGAAAAGGCCGCCCGGUACUUCGAGGUUGAGGAGAAGCUCGUCUACUGCGCGCCCGACCGCUAUGUCAUUGACCCCGAGGAGACGGUCAACCUCAUUGACGAGAACACCAUUGGUAUUUGCGCUAUUCUGGGCACUACCUACACUGGCGAGUAUGAGGAUGUCAAGGCUGUCAACGACCUGCUGCUCGAGAAGAACCUGGACGUUCCCAUUCACGUUGACGCUGCCAGCGGAGGCUUUGUAGCCCCCUUUGUCGUUCCUGACCUGGAGUGGGAUUUCCGUCUGAAGAACGUCGUUUCCAUCAACGUCUCCGGCCACAAGUACGGCCUUGUUUACCCUGGCGUCGGUUGGGUCGUCUGGCGCUCCGCCGAGUUCCUCCCCCAGGAGCUCGUCUUCAACAUCAACUACCUUGGCGCUGACCAGGCCUCCUUCACCCUCAACUUCUCAAAGGGUGCCUCUCAGGUCAUUGGCCAGUACUACCAGCUCAUCCGCCUCGGCAAGAAGGGCUACCGCGCCAUCAUGUCCAACCUCACCCGCACCGCCGACUACCUCUCCCAGUCCCUCGAGGUCCUGGGCUUCAUUAUCAUGUCCAAGCGCGCCGGCGAGGGCCUCCCGCUUGUGGCCUUCCGCCUGCCCGAAAAGGAGGACCGCACCUACGACGAGUUUGCCCUGGCGCAUCAGCUCCGCGUCCGCGGCUGGGUCGUCCCCGCCUACACCAUGGCGCCCAAGACCAACGACCUCAAGAUGCUUCGCGUCGUCGUCCGCGAGGACUUUAGCAAGUCGCGCUGCGACGCCCUCAUCACCGAUAUCAAGCUGUGCAUGGGCCUGCUCGAUCAGAUGGACCAUGCUAGCAUCAAGAGGCAGCAGGACUUCAUCCACAAGCACCACCUCACCAGCUCAAAGGCCUCUCACAACCACCCUAGGUUCAGAACUGCUGUCACAAGGACGGCUGUAUACGGUAUGUAA
Molecule: messenger RNA, 1569 nt
Organism: Colletotrichum spaethianum
Lineage: Eukaryota; Fungi; Ascomycota; Sordariomycetes; Glomerellales; Glomerellaceae
Product: glutamate decarboxylase 1
Exons: 6
Coding region: 1-1569 (522 amino acids)
Biological process (GO): L-glutamate catabolic process
Cellular component (GO): cytosol
Molecular function (GO): glutamate decarboxylase activity; pyridoxal phosphate binding
Source: RefSeq, a predicted model, not a curated record